UUUUGAAAAAGAUGUCAUACGAUGGAAAGAGGAGGAUGUGGUUUACAGUGAAAGCCACGGUUUCCCUGCAAUGUUGGAUCAAGUCAGAAAGCAAUCUUACAUGACAUUUGUUGGUGUCCCAGGAUCAGGAAAAUCGGCAACGAUUCAUCACAUAGCCCUGAUACUCCAGAAGGAAGAAUACGAGGUUGUACCUAUUAUAGACAUCAGGAAGAUCGAAGAUUAUUCUGACUCUCGUCAUCCACAGGUUUUUGUCAUUGAUGAUGUGGUAGGUGUUUUAGGUCUGCAAAAACAAAAGUUAGAGUCAUUGAUAGACUAUGAAAAAAGAAUUUCAGAUCCGUCCAAUAGAAAUACAAAGGUAUUAAUGUCAUGUAGGGAAGCAGUGUUUAAUGAAUGUUACAGAUCAUUUUUCCGAAAUGAAGAAAACACAAUUAAGAUACAUAGUUCCGAAAACGCAUUGAAUGAUGAAGACAGAAAAGCGAUUCUUCAGAAACACGGCUUGGAUAGAGAUUUGUUGUCCCCAACAUUACUUGGAGAAACAUUAGAUAUGUUUCCUCUAUUAUGUAAACUAUACUCAAAAGAGGAGAAAUUUAAGAACAAUGUUGAAAGGUUCUUUACCUGUCCAGCAGAAUGUAUUUUAGGACAAUUCAAUGAAAUGAAAGGGCGAAAUAGUUUGUGCUAUGCUACAUUGGUCUUGUGCAUGUUGAAUGAAAAAAAACUAUCAAAAGAAAUAUUAACAUUGAAAAACAUGGAAAACGACGUUUUCCAGGGAAUGAAAGCAAAAGUACUAGAAGAAUGUAAAGUUGAAAGUUAUACUGAUGCAUUCAAAUUUGUUGAUACAUUGGCAGCUAUGGAGGGUACAUACACAAAACUCUGUGGUACUGAGUACACCAUUAUUCAUGACUCUGUCUUUGAAAUCCUUGUGUAUCAUUAUGGAUGUCAGUUUCCAGAUCUUUUGUUGCAAUAUAUUAGCAGUAGUUACAUUGCUAAUAACGUGAAAGUACAAGAAUGUAAAGAAGAGUCAGAGGUUGAAUAUAAGCAAGAUGAAAAUGAAGAAUUUAGUGCUGAGGAGCAGGAAACAUUAAGUAGUGAAACAAUCCAGGACUCAUUUGAACUCUGCAUAAGGUUAAGAGAGGAUCAGUACCCAAUGUUAGCAGAGCGUUUGUACAGAGAUAUAGAACAUAUGGAGCUGUAUGAUGUUUUUAUGAAUAAUGUUUUAAAAGAUAAUAAGGUAUGUCAGGCUUUUAUUGAAGUAUUAAUGUCAAAAACGUACUCAGAGUUGAAGUCUUUGUUUCUUAUAGAACAGCAAGAUGUGUCUAAGGUUGUGAGUAAAGGAGAGCAUGUGAGUGAGGAGAGUGAGAAGAGGAGCAGGGAAUGGCUCAGACAGUGGGUGUUAGUGAAUGAGAAUUAUGAUGAUAUAGAAAUAACAUACAGUGUGAGGGUUAUAAGUUGGGUAGUUUACUACGGACACAAUCAGAUCUUACAAUAUAUUUUAAAACAAACUGAAUUACACAAAGAAACAGAGAUUGAACUAUUUUGGAAUUCCUUUAGCCCCAAAUUAAUCUAUGAAGCCAAAGAGAGACAAAAUAAAUCUGAAAAAGAUAAUGCCACAGACAAAUUAUUUUUUUCGAACUCCAUUACUGAUACAAGAAAUCAAAAACAGAGCAAUAGUUCGUCUGUUUCUGAACAAGACCGUUUAUUUUUAUUGAGUUGUUACAGUGGAGAUUUAGAGACUGUAAGAAUGUUAAUCAGGUAUGUCGAUAUAAAAGCGCAAAAGACAAAAACACAUUUGUUUUGUGAUAUACCACUGACAGCAGCAUGUAAAGGUGGACAUCUGAGUUUAGUGAAGGAGCUUAUAGAAGCCGGAGCUGAUAUCAAUCUACAAGUGAAGGAGCUUAUAGAAGCUGGUGCUGAUAUCAAUCCUCAAGAUGGGUAUAAUACACCACUGACAGCAGCAUGUGAAGGUGGACAUAUAAGUGUAGUGAAGGAGCUUAUAGAAGCCGGAGCUGAUAUCAAUCAACAAGGUAGGUUUAAUACACCACUGACAGCAACAUGUAAAGGUGGACAUUUGAGUUUAGUGAAGGAGCUUAUAGAAGCCGGAGCUGAUAUCAAUCUACAAGGUAUGUUUAAUACACCACUGACGGCAGCAUGUCAUGGUGCACAUAUGAGUAAGCCGGAGCUGAUAUCAAUCCUACGAGGUAAGUAUGAUACACCACUGACAGCAGCAUGUGUGGGUGGACAUAUGAGUGUAGUAAAGGAGCUUAUAGAAGCCGGAGCUGAUAUCAAUCAGCAAGGUGAUUGUGAUACACCACUGACAGCAGCAUGUGAGUGUGGACAUAUGAGUGUAGUGAAGGAGCUUAUAGAAGCCGGAGCUGAUAUCAAUCAGAAAGGUGAGUAUAAUACACCACUGACAGCAGCAUGUUAGGUUGGACAUAUGAGUGUAGUGAAGGAGCUUAUAGAAGCUGGAGCUGAUAUCAAUCAACAAGGUAAGUAUCAUACACCACUGACAGCAGCAUGUAAGGGUGGACAUAUGAGUGUAGUGAAGGAGCUUAUAGAAGCCGGAGCUGAUAUCAAUCAACAAGGUGAGUAUGAUACACCACUGACAGCAGCAUGUAUGGAUGGACAUACGAGUGUAGUGAAGGAGCUUAUAGAAGCCGGAGCUGAUAUCAAUCAACAAGGCACGUUUGAUACACCACUGACAGCAGCAUGUGAAGGUGGACAUAUGAGUGUAGUGAAGGAGCUUAUAGAAGGUGUAUCAUACACCACUGCAACAGCAGCAUGUGGGGGUGGACAUAUCAUUUUAGUGAAGGAACUUCUGGUAGCCGGAGCUGAUAUCAAUCCACAAGGUUUUAAAUCUACACCACUGACAGCAGCAUGUAAAGGUGGACAUAUGAGUGUAGUGAAGAAGCUUAUAGGUGCCAGAGCUGAUGUCAAUCAACAAGGUGAGUUUGAUACACCACUGACAGCAGCAUGUGAAGAUGGACAUAUGAGUGUAGUGAAGGAGCUUAUAGAAGCCGGAGCUGAUAUCAAUCAACAAGGUGAGUAUGAUACACCACUGACAGCAGCAUGUAAGGGUGAACAUAUGAGUGUAGUGAAGGAGCUUAUAAAAUCUGGUGCUGAUAUCAAUCUUCAAGCUGAAGAUGAUACACCCCUGACAGCAGCAUGUGAAGAUGGACAUAUAAGUGUAGUAAAGGAGCUUAUAGAAGCCGGAGCUGAUAUCAAUCUACAAGGUAGGUUUAAUACACCACUGACAGCAGCAUGUGAGGAGGGACAUAUGAGUGUCGUAAAGGAACUUAUAGAAGCUGGUACUGAUAUCAAUCAAAGGGGUGGGUUAAAUACACCACUGACAGCAGCAUGUGAGGGUGGACAUAUGAGUGUAGUGAAGGAGCUUAUAGAAGCCGGAGCUCAAGAUAUCAAUACACCACUGACAGCAGCAUGUGAAGGUGGACAUAUGAGUGUAGUAAAGGAGCUUAUAGAAGCCGGAGCUGAUAUCAAUCAGCAAGGUGAUUGUGAUACACCACUGACAGCAGCAUGUGAGGGUGGACAUAUGAGUGUAGUGAAGGAGCUUAUAGAAGCUGGAGCUGAUAUCAAUCAACAAGAUGAGUAUGAUACACCACUGACAGCAGCAUGUGAAGGUGGACAUAUGAGUGUAGUGAAGGAGCUUAUAGAAGCCGGAGCUGAUAUCAAUCAACAAGGUAAGUAUGACACACCACUGACAGCAGCAUGUAAGGGUGGACAUCUGUGUGUAGUGAAGGAGCUUAUAGAAGCAGGAGCUGAUAUCAAUCAACAAGGUAAGUGUAAUACACCACUGACAGCAGCAUGUUGGGGUGGACAUAUGAGUGUAGUGAAGGAGCUUAUAGAAGCCGGAGCUGAUAUCAAUCAACAUGGUAAAUCUGAUACACCUCUGACAGCAGCAUGUGAGGGUGGACAUAUGAGUUUAGUGAAGGAGCUUAUAGAAGCCGGAGCUGAUAUCAAUCUACAAGGUGAGUAUACACCACUGACAGCAGCAUGUGAGGGUGGACAUAUGAGUGUAGUGAAGGAGCUUAUAGAAGCCGGAGCUGAUAUCAAUCAACAAGUUGGGUAUUUUACACCACUGACAGCAGCAUGUGAGGAGGGACAUAUGAGUGUAGUAAAGGAACUUAUAGAAGCUGGUACUGAUAUCAAUCAGCAAUGUGAGCAUAAGACACCACUGACAGCAGCAUGUGAAGGUGGACAUAUGAGUGUAGUGAAGGAGCUUAUAGAAGCCGGAGCUGAUAUCAAUCCUAAAGGUAAGUAUGAUACACCACUGACCGCAGCAUGUAAGGGUGGAUAUAUGAUUGUAUUAAAGGAGCUUAUAGAAGCCGGAGCUGAUAUCAAUCAAAAAGGUAAGUAUGAUACACCACUGACAGCAGCAUGUGAGGGUGGACAUAUGAGUGUAGUGAAGGAGCUUAUAGAAGCCGGAGCUGAUAUCAAUCAGAAAGGUGAGUAUAAUACACCACUGACAGCAGCAUGUAAGGGUGGACAUAUGAGUGUAGUGAAGGAGCUUAUAGAAGCCGGAGCUGAUAUCAAUCAGCAAGGUGAGUGUGAUACACCACUGACAGCAGCAUGUGAGGGUGGACAUAUGAGUGUAGUGAAGGAGCUUAUAGAAGCCGGAGCUGAUAUCAAUCAGCAAGAUAGUUGUGAUACACCACUGACAGCAGCAUGUGAGGGGGGACAUAUUAGUCUAGUGAAGGAGCUAAUAGAAGCCGGAGCUGAUAUCAAUCAGCAAGGUAUGUUUGAUACACCACUGACAGCAGCAUGUGAGGGUGGACAUAUGAGUGUAGUGAAGGAGCUUAUAGAAGCCGGAGCUGACAUCAAUUUACAAGGUUAUUAUCAUACACCACUGACAGCAGCUUGUGAGUAUAAUACACCACUGACAGCAGCAUGUAAGGGUGGACAUAUCAGUGUAGUGAAGGAACUUAUAGAAGCCGGAGCUGAUAUCAAUCAAAGGGGUGGGUUAAAUACACCACUGACAGCAGCAUGUGAGGGUGGACAUAUGAGUGUAGUGAAGGAGCUUAUAGAAGCCGGAGCUGAUAUCAAUCAGAAAGGGAAGUAUGAUACACCGCUGACAGCAGCAUCUAAGGGAGGAUAUAUGAGUGUAGUGAAGGAGCUUAUAGAAGCCGGAGCUGAUAUCAAUCAAGGUAAGUAUGAUAAACCACUGGCAGCAGCAGUGCAGGGUGGACAUAUGAGUGUAGUGAAGGAGCUUAUAGAAGCCGGAGCUAAUAUCAAUCUACAAGGUGAGGGCCAUACACCAUUGACAGCAGCAUGUAAGGGUGGACAUAUGAGUGUAGUGAAGGAGCUAAUAGAGGCCGGGGCUGAUAUCAAUAAAAAAGGUCCUUAUGGUUAUACACCACUGACAGCAGCAUGUAAGGGUGGACAUAUAAGUGUAGUGAAGGAGCUUAUAGAAACCGGAGCUGAUAUCAAUCAACAAGCUUGGUUGCAUACACCACUGACAGCAGCAUGUGAGGGUGGACAUAUGAGUGUAGUGAAGGAGCUUAUAGAAGCCGGAGCUGAUAUCAAUCAGCAAGAUAGUUGUGAUACACCACUGACAGCAGCAUGUGAGGGUGGACAUAUGAGUGUAGUGAAGGAGCUUAUAGAAACCGGAGCUGAUAUCAAUCUACAAGGUGAGUAUAAUACACCACUGACAGCAGCAUGUGAGGUAGGACAUAUAAGUGUAGUGAAGGAGCUUAUAGAAGCCGGAGCUGAUAUCAAUCAGCAAGAUAGUUGUGAUACACCACUGACAGCAGCAUGUACAGAAGGACAUAUGAGUGUAGUUAAAGUGCUUAUAGAAGCCGGAGCUGAUAUCGAUGAGCAAGCUGAAGAUGAUACACCCCUGACAGCAGCAUGUAAGGGUGGACAUAUGAGUGUAGUGAAGGAGCUUGUAGAAGGCGGAGCUGAUAUCAAUCAGAAAGGGAAGUAUGAUACACCACUGACAGCAGCAUCUAAGGGAGGAUAUAUGAGUGUAUUGAGAGAGCUCAUAGAAGCUGGAGCUAAUAACAUCAGUCAGAUAAGUCAGAAACACCAAUGACAACAGCGGAUGAGGGUGAGAUGUUAUGAAUACUUACUAGAGGUUUAAUAUUUGAAGGAACUGCUACAGACUGGGGCUUAAUAUCAUUUACAAGAGUCCCUUAAUGUACAUCUAAGGAUAGAAUAAAUACGAUUGUGACAAAUCUGCUAGCACUCAUGUAUGGUAAUUAUAUAUAUAGAGGAAAUCGUCUUUAAUAAAAUUAAGACUGUAAUCUUUGCAGAAUCGAUUGAUGAUUUAAAGUUUGCAUUUCAUCUGUAACUUUUUUUUGUUUAGAAUGAUUGAUGGACAUAUAGUUUUUUUGGUGGAUGAUUUUAUAGAGAUGAUAUUAUUCUCCUGGGUGUGUAGGUUGAUGUUAUUGUCAGGGUAAGGUUCAGCAAGGAUGAUUGUGUGUUAUUUUAGCAUGGUCUGUCUGUUAAAGGUUAAACGAGACAAAUGUUCAGUGAGUUAAGAAUAAGCGAUACUUUUUUUUUGAAAUCGUUGCAUGUGUGCAUAUAAGAGUUACGGGUGCUGAAGAAUGUGCGAGACAGUAAAAGAAAGAAUGGUGACUCUGGACAAGAUUAUACUGAUACCGAUAUUUAAAAAUCGAAGAUUUGUUUGAAUACCUAAAACGUGCUGAGAGGAAGAUAGUGCUGAUUAAAUCAAAGAAAUGUGAAAGUUGAUGUUCUUUAGAAAAAAGUAAUUCCGUAUAGUGUACAUAAAAAAAUUAUAAAAAUAAGAGCUUAUGUCCUGACAUUAUACGCAAUGUUUUACCUACCCUCUCUUUAAAAGGUGUCUUGAAAUUUUUUUGUUAUUAUUUACAAGUAUUAAGACUUGCUUCAGAAAGAGAUCAGUCUUUAAUCAGUAUAUGUUGUUGUAUAUUAUAUAGAACGAUUUUACUCUUCUUUGGACUUUCAGUAGGGCGUAACUUUCUCGGCACUACGUAAUGGUGAAUACUAGUAGAUUUUCAUUGGUUACGAAAUUAAUAACAUCGGGAACUUAAAAUUGUUGUUGAUAACGAUUAGACGACUUAUGCCCCACCUCUGUACCGUGAGGAAACUUUUAAUUGGCUAUUUACUAUAUCAGUUGACACUCUGUCGCAUUUCUAUCAUAUGUAUAUUUCAACAGUGACGGGAAGCUGUGUAAAUUUCAGAAGCUAAUUUUUAUAAUUAGGUAACAUCGAGAAUGCCACGCCUUAUUGAAAGUCCAAGCUAAGCGUGUAAUGGUCCUAAAUUGUCCAAUUCACCAUGCAAAAGAAAAAAAAAUUAGUGCAUCCACUCUCAUUUUGAAUCAUUCUGCAAAGUUGGAACAAUUUUAGUCACAAAUGGCAUUGAGUGGAAACUGCCAUUCUCUACAAAUAAUUAAAUUUUACCUGUUCAUUCUUGACAUUAAGAGAAGGGUCCCUUUUUUGUUUCCAUACUUCAAUAUUUUAUAUUAUGGCUGUAAUGCGUCAAUUGUUUGGUUGAAAAGAAGUUUGUAUCAUGAGUUGCUGCUAAAUUGUGUGAAUGCUUAAUUUUUCUUUAUCUUUACUCUUUUGUUGCCCUCAAUUGUCUCUCAUGGUUUUUCUUUUCAAGUAUUGUUCAUUUAUUUAUAAAUAUGAUGCAUGAUAUAAUAUUACAUUUGUUUACAAUUAAAACAAAGAAAUCUUUGAAAUAGAAAAGGAAGAAUUUAAAAAAAAAUAUUUAAAAGAGUCAGAAUAUUUCUUAUUUUAUAUAUUUUUUUUAAUAAAUCACAUAAUAAAAAAAAUAUAGAGAUGCUUAUCAUUCAUUUUACUAUAAGGUACAUAUACAGAAGUUUUUGAGCAUUAAUUUUCAAUAUAUUGCAAAGUUUUUUAAUGGAACCUGAACGUAUCGUUGUACAUAUUCAGACAUAUACUUAGAUCAUCUAAUUUUUUUUUAACUUUUGUGGAAAUGUUUAUAUAGUUUUAUAUAUAACUGUUUAUAUAUACUUCAUCAUAUGUAAUACCUGUACUGUAAACGUAUUAUAUGCAGCAUGUGCGAUAUUUGUCGAAAAUUGAAUUUGGGACAAGUUGGUGUUGAUUUGAUUUGAUUUGAUUUAGCUCAUAUCCUAAUGUUCGUAUUUGAGUAUAAGCACAAGACAUUUAGCAAGUGUACUUGAAUAAGCGAGAGUUUCUUACCACCAAAUGUGCUAGAAAGUAUACAAAGCUUAAUGUCAUAAGUUUACAGUAUGUUGUUCAAUUCAGUUGUUACAGUUUUAAGUGUAUAUUUUGUAUAUCAAAUAAGUGGACAUUUGUAAUUGAUUUAAAGAAAUGUUCAGUUUCACGUGUUAUCAAUUACAUGUACUUUGUUCCUUAAAUGAAUUUUAUUCUCAUCUAAAUAUUAAUAAUAAACUUU
This is a messenger RNA of Saccostrea cuccullata (small rock oyster), 8373 nucleotides long. RefSeq lists its product as uncharacterized. The transcript has 6 exons. The record is from RefSeq and is a predicted model, not a curated record. Lineage: Eukaryota; Metazoa; Mollusca; Bivalvia; Ostreida; Ostreidae. Gene Ontology annotation, molecular function: protein binding.